CCGAGAUUCCACCGAGUGGAGGAAAGGAACGGGAGAGGGAGGGGGAGAGAGGGAGAGAAAGAGAGAGAGAGCGAGAGCGAGAGAGAGAGACGGAGGAGGAAGUACAGGGAAGAUGGCAUCGCUUCAGAUCAAGACUGGGACAGCGGCUUCAGCAACAAGGCCGCCCACCGAGCACUUUCAACUGGUGACAUCCAUGACCUCCAACUCGAGGGCAGUUCCACCGAGCGUCGUCCAAAGUCCUCCCGGGAGCUUCUCUGAAGCGAUUGAUCGCAUUGGUCUUGGUCCAUUUCAAACGAGGCUGGCCAUCAUGUGCGGGAUGGUUGGAACAUACGUGCAGGGACCGGGCACUGCUCAAGUGCACUACAUUUGA
This is a messenger RNA of Ectocarpus sp. CCAP 1310/34, 370 nucleotides long. Lineage: Eukaryota; Phaeophyceae; Ectocarpales; Ectocarpaceae. The record is from the annotation of a GenBank genome assembly.